AGUAGUGAUGUCAUCAGCAGUCAGCUGCGAACAAUCUUGAGGCACGUUUUAAUCCAGCGGAGAAGGAAAAUUUUCUCUCUCCUUCCUUUCAGCCAGAAAUGAAGCGGUUGGGAAGUCGCUGCUUCAGCACAACUGAAGAGGCUUUGCUACCUGAGAUCCAAGUACCGUUUAUGCUUUCCCUAGUAACUCCUGAUGAUGGGACCGUUUUUCUUUCUUCUCUAGGAAGCAAAAAGCUAACAGCGCCUGUGACAACUCAGCCAACUCGUGGGGUUCAUAUGUCCACCAUCACAACAGUCAUACGGACAGGAGGAGACUGGACCACUGGCCUCUUUGAUAUCUGCAGUGACAAGCGUGUUUGUGUCUGUGGUGCGUUGUGUAGCCCAUGUCUAGAAUGCAACCUUGCAAGGCACUACGGGGAGUGCCCAUGUUUCCCACUGCUGCCAGGUUCCUCGUUAGCGUUGAGAGUGGGUGCCAGAGAGAAAUACAAGAUACGAGGAACCCUGUGUGACGACUGGAUGGCAGUUAAUUGCUGCUGGCCUUUUGCUGUUUGCCAAGUGGCCCGAGAGCUGAAGAGGAGGGCUACAACCCCAAUCUAUGAAAUAAAUACUGCUCCUACUGCUAGAGAUACCUCCAUUUAAAAGUUUCCAGCCAGAAAGCUUGACUCGUGACACUUCCUUUUCCUGCCAAUGUAAAAUGCCCUAUUUUUAGAAAUAGAAUGUG
Messenger RNA from Pelodiscus sinensis (Chinese soft-shelled turtle), 720 nucleotides. RefSeq names its product PLAC8 like 1 (gene PLAC8L1). NCBI's taxonomy places the organism in Eukaryota, Metazoa, Chordata, Testudines, Trionychidae. The record is from RefSeq and is a predicted model, not a curated record.